Messenger RNA from Thalassophryne amazonica, 391 nucleotides. RefSeq names its product ATP synthase F1 subunit epsilon (gene atp5f1e). NCBI's taxonomy places the organism in Eukaryota, Metazoa, Chordata, Actinopteri, Batrachoidiformes, Batrachoididae. Gene Ontology annotation, molecular function: proton-transporting ATP synthase activity, rotational mechanism. The transcript is spliced from 3 exons. Gene Ontology annotation, biological process: proton motive force-driven mitochondrial ATP synthesis. The coding region runs from base 105 to 263 and encodes 52 amino acids. The record is from RefSeq and is a predicted model, not a curated record. Gene Ontology annotation, cellular component: mitochondrial inner membrane.
GGGAUGUUUGACGCUUUAGGUUAAAAUCAGGAGCAGCGACUUUAAAUGACGUCAUCACGCACAUAUCCGACUUGUCCUUGACGCCGCACCAGACGAAAGGAAAUAUGGUUGCUUACUGGAGACAAGCAGGUCUCAGCUACAUCCGCUUCUCCGCAAUCUGUGCCAAUGCGGUGCGGGCUGCGCUAAAGUCCGAGUUCAAAUCAGAUGCGAUGAAGGCCGCAGAAGCCAGCGUCAAAGUCCUAAAACCCAAACCGGCAGCAUGAUGUGACACCAUGAUAUAAAUGUUUUGUUUCCUGGAGUUGUGAGGUCCAGUCUCACAUACUGAAGAGAGAUGGGCAACAUCACAGCAUUAAUCUGUGCCAGAUUGAGUGUUAGAUGGAAAUGACCCCCC